AUGAAUAACGUAUCCAAAACCUAUAGGCAGACCCAAUCGGGACAUGCACAGAACUAUUCCCGUAAUCACCGAGGUAUUUUGUCUUCCAAAUGUAUCGCCAAGUAUACUCUUAAUAAGAAGACAGAUACAAUUAGCACUGAAUGCUUUAGAGUUGCGAAGUACUGUAUAAUUGGUAUUUGCAGCUUGCUUGUGUUGUUGCGUGGUGUUAGCGGAUCAAGUAAUGCUAGUGCGAGCACUGAAGUUGAUGAUAGUACUUUGAGCGUGGGUGGUGUAUUGGCUGAGAAGAUUCCAUUCAAGUCGCGCGAGGCAUGCGGUGUAAUGCAAAUAUUGGCAUCAGCUGAAGUUCAUCUUAGCCACGCGUGUACAUCUGUGUAUAGGCUGCCUCAAUCUAGUGCACCACUCAAUAAGUCCAUCUUUGAUUCAAAUUUGAUAACACAGACUUGCCAGUAUGCAGUAUUGUUUAAGGAUUCACCAGUUGCAAUUGGAUUGCCUACCUACUCGGAUGGAGAGGAGGCCAAGAUGUGCUUAAAUAGACUAAGCCAGAUCGUGGUUAUUAGGUCUACCACUAAUGCUAACACAAACAUUUAUGUUUCCCAUCGAGCCGGUGGUUUGGGCUGUCAUCUAGUGAACUUGCAAAUUCUAUACCGAGCGAUUAACCUACUUGAUUGUGCGGCGAUAGAGCUUUGCUUUGAAGAUGGUUGGGAAGAAGCAAUGAAGAAUAAUGCGUUAGGCUUUGUUGCGGCCCGUCAAGAGGCACGGGAUACAGUAGCCAAAACGGAUUAUAAGUUCAAGUGCCAUCUAGUAUUCCUAAGUCUAAGAGAUAACCCUAUGGAUUUGGUUUAUGGUAGUAUUAUUCUUGCGAGACAAAUUGCCGUCAUAACGCUCAAUGAAAAGUCGUUAUGCUAUCUUCACCUUCUUAGUAAAGUAAGACUAGCUGAUGACUUUACUCUUAUUCUGCUUAGUCUGCCACAAGAGGGUAAUGUUGAUUUGAGGUUUCUCCAAGAUAUAUAUAUUGAGCGUGUCAAAAUCGUUAUUAACCCAUGGAUGGCCCCUACUACUCAGAUAAACUUUCUUGGUCUUGAGAAUGUGAUUGCAAACCGUCCGAAGGUAGUCUUAGAGGCAUCUUGGGGCGUUCUUAGAUAUUUAGCCGAACACAGCGUGUCUAAAAUACACGUUUGCACUGUCUUGGGCCUAGAUAUCGGCCACCUUUUUAUCCGACAAAUAACGGACAAUACUCGCAGAGAUGCACCUUCUGAGCCGAAGAUAAUUGCUAAAGAGAUCAUCUUAACACUAUCUAGUGAGCUGCCAUGCAAGCAACUUAAUAACUAUAAGCAGAUCUUCAGUCAAACAAUCAUUGCUAAAUAUGGCAUCUCAGCCGAUGAAAUUCAUGUCAAGUACGGGAAGUGCCAACAGGACUUCUAUAAAACUCUAUGGACGCUUUACAAUAUCCAAAGUUUACCCGCAACCGUACUAAAUGACUUAAGCUGGAAAGGACCGAACUAUAUUGAUUGUUGCGGUGAGGAACUUAGCAAUCCUACCUGGAAGCUUCCAGAGACAGUUGAUAUCCAACUCGGCAACUCUCUAAUCAGCAGGCUCACUAAGGAAUUCUCGUACGAUUCGAAUCCGAUAUUUUGUCAAAACAUGCGCUACUCAACGAUCAGAAUAACCGGAACUAUUGGACAAGCAUCAUCUCAGAUACAACAUCUCAUUUACCUUCUACUUCGAUUCCAGAACCUUACUGCCGAUACUCUUACUAUUUCAAAUGUACAACCAGACAACCAUAUUAUCAGUACAUUCGACUUAAAGACUCUAAAA
Molecule: messenger RNA, 1815 nt
Organism: Nematocida homosporus
Lineage: Eukaryota; Fungi; Microsporidia
Exons: 1
Source: RefSeq, a predicted model, not a curated record